Messenger RNA from Ochlerotatus camptorhynchus, 2247 nucleotides. Its product is annotated as acyl-CoA synthetase short-chain family member 3, mitochondrial. NCBI's taxonomy places the organism in Eukaryota, Metazoa, Arthropoda, Insecta, Diptera, Culicidae. Bases 116 to 2128 code for a protein of 670 amino acids. The transcript is spliced from 11 exons. The record is from RefSeq and is a predicted model, not a curated record. Gene Ontology annotation, cellular component: mitochondrial matrix. Gene Ontology annotation, molecular function: propionate-CoA ligase activity.
GUCUUCGAUUUAAUUACCUUUCAGUUCAGUCCUCAGUGUCAGCGCGAUAAGUUCGAAAGCUCUUCGAUCGUAACAAUACUCGUUAGUUGAGUGCGAAUAGUGUUGAAAGUGUAGUAUGAGUCUUAGUCAAAAAUCGAACGAUGUUUUCGGUUCAAACCGACAGUUUACAGCGAGUUCCUCGGUAUGCAUCGACAGUGGAAAUCCUUUAUAUCACGAUGUGUACCGAAGAUCAAUAGAAGAACCUAAAGCAUUUUGGGGAGAGGUGGCUGAGCAGUUGAUUGAUUGGGAUAAACCGUGGGACAAUGUGAUGGACGACAGUAAUCGACCUUUUACGAAAUGGUACGUUGGAGGUCAGCUGAAUGCUUGUUAUAAUGCGUUAGAUCGUCACGUUCUGAAUAACAAGGGCAAAAAAGUUGCACUCAUCCAUGAUAGCCCCAUGACUAACACCAUCCGUCGGGUAACCUACAAUGAACUCCUGGAAAAGGUUUCUCGGCUAGCUGGUGGUUUGAAGAAACUUGGUGUCAAAAAAGGAGACCGAGUUGUCAUAUACAUGCCUCUGAUUCCAGAGGCAAUUAUGGCUAUGCUUGCUACCGUUAGACUAGGUGCUAUACAUUCUGUAGUGUUUGGAGGAUUUGCCGCCAGUGAACUGUGCACACGUAUUGAACACGCAGAGCCAAAGGUUAUCAUAGCUGCGAAUUGUGGAAUAGAGCCAAAUAAAAUUAUUCAUUAUUUGGAUAUUCUCCAUGAAGCUGUGGAAAUGUCAAAGUGGAAACCUCAAACCAACGUUAUUUAUCAGCGCACGAACAUUUUGGUUUCUGAACUGGAUAAACGCAUGGAUGUAACAUGGGAAUCGAUUCUUGACGAACCAACAGGAUGUGUUCCAGUAGAUGCCAAUGACCCAUUGUAUAUUUUGUACACCUCCGGAACUACAGAUAAACCCAAAGGUAUUACUCGUCCUACCGGAGGCCACCUGGUCACAUUGAUGUACACUAUGGACACAAUAUAUGGAGUGCAACCAGAUGACGUGUGGUGGAGCGCAUCGGACUUGGGCUGGGUUGUUGGUCACUCAUACAUAUGUUAUGGGCCAUUACUUUAUGGUGCCACUAGUAUUAUGUACGAAGGAAAACCGGAUCGUACCCCCGAUCCUGCCCAAUAUUUUCGGCUGAUUGAACAACACAAAGUCACAGCACUCUUUUCUGUUCCGACAUCAUUCAGAGUGCUACGGAGAACUGAUCCAGAUGUCAAGUAUGGGAAAAAGUACAGCAUAAAGUCACUUAGAACUAUUUUUAUCGCCGGGGAACAUUGUGACUCCGAAACAAAGACUUGGAUUGAAAAGACCUUUAGAGUACCAGUGCUGAAUAAUUGGUGGCAGACGGAGACAGGAUCAGCUAUAACAGCAACAUGCGUUGGCCUUGCCCAAAACCUUAAUCCUCCGAAAUUCACAACGGGCCUACCAUUUUGUGGAUAUGACAUUCGAGUUUUAAAUGCAGAUGGAACAGAAGCAGAUCCUAACGAAUUGGGUCGUCUAGUUGUUAAACUGCCACUUCCUCCAGGCACGAUGUCAACCCUAUAUAGAAACGAUCAAUUGUUUGAACAAGUGUACUUCCAUAAAUAUCCGGGCUAUUAUGACACGAUGGAUGCUGGAUAUAAAGACGAAAAGGGAUACAUAUAUGUAACUGCUAGAGAUGAUGAUGUGAUCAACGUAGCUGGUCACAGAAUUUCCACAUCAAGCUUAGAAGAUGCAGUAUUGAGGCACCCUGAUAUAGCUGAUGCAGCCGUUUUCGGGGUACCAGAACCAACCAAAGGUCAAAUACCACUUUGCUUGUAUGUUAUAAAAGAUGGAGUAACCAAAGCUACUACCAAACUGUCUGUAGAGCUAAUCACACUGAUAAGAGAUGUUAUUGGACCUAUAGCAGCAUUUCGACUGGUAGGAAGGGUGGAUAAUCUACCAAGGACUAGAUCAGGGAAGACUAUGAGGAAGGCUAUGGGAGAAUUCGCAGCAAAUAAAACAGUGAUUUUGCCAGCAACAAUCGAAGAUGUUGGAGUGUUUGACGAUAUUAAGCGAGCCUUGCAAGAACUUGGUUAUGCAAUGAAUGCUCCAAUUCCAACUAUUGGAAAUAAAAAAUAAUGUAAUUGUUUAUUUAUUGUAUAACUUCUGUGGCUUAUAGAAUUUAAAUUAAUCUCUACGGAAAAACAUGUGUAAAAAAGUAAAAAGUCGUUGACUGAUUUCAAAGAAAUCUUGCAACC